This is a messenger RNA of Papilio xuthus (Asian swallowtail), 437 nucleotides long. Its product is annotated as ejaculatory bulb-specific protein 3. NCBI's taxonomy places the organism in Eukaryota, Metazoa, Arthropoda, Insecta, Lepidoptera, Papilionidae. The record is from RefSeq and is a predicted model, not a curated record. The transcript is spliced from 3 exons. The coding region runs from base 33 to 401 and encodes 122 amino acids.
UACAAGUCUGCAAACCGUUUCAAUAUAUCAAUAUGAAGCUUAUCCUUAUGAUCUUAGCCUCUACAAUCGCCUUGGUACAAGGUGAUGCCACCAAACAACGAUAUGACGCUUUCGACAUACAAACUGCGUUGCAAAAUGAUGACAUUAUAUUAAGUCUCAUAAACUGUUUCGGUGACACCACACCUUGCUCGCCUGAAAUGAAAGCAUUUAAAAAUGAUAUACCAACAGCGUUACAAACAGCUUGCGGGAAAUGUUCAGACAGACAAAGAGAAGUAAUAAGACACGUUAUAAGAACCGUAAUGAAGAAGUAUCCGGAUGCUUGGACGUAUCUUAUCGAUAAAUAUGACCCAGAGAAUAAAUACAGAGAUGGCUUCUAUCAAUUUAUUGGACAAGACGACUAAACAGUUCAGAUGAUAUUUAUAAAAAGGAAUAAUUUA